This is a messenger RNA of Pelagomonas calceolata, 1426 nucleotides long. The record is from the annotation of a GenBank genome assembly. NCBI's taxonomy places the organism in Eukaryota, Pelagophyceae, Pelagomonadales, Pelagomonadaceae.
AAGACACUAGCAUUUUGCUAGUGCCUUACACGACGCUAGGCGGCUCCGAGCUCGAUUCGCCUCGCGGGCCUCUCUUGCGUCCUCUGUGGACCCAGGAACUGCCAAACCGGCUGCGUCAAGUCAUAAUCAUCAACUACUGCCAGCGCGCGUGCCCUGCGUACGCCGUACUCGCAAAGCGCAUUCUCCCUGAAAGAGAGCUCUCUGGAGCAGCGCCAGCAUGUCGCACUACGGAGGCGGCGGCGGUGGCGGACGCUACGAUGACAGAAGGGGGGGCGGAGGCGAUCGCUACGGCGGCGGCGAUCGCUACCGCGGCGGCGCCGGCGGCUACGGCUCGAACGACACGUACCGCGGCGGCGGGGGCGGCUACGGAGGCGGCGGCGGCGGACGCUAUGACGAUAGAAGAGGCGGCGGCGGCGGGGACCGCUACGGAGGAGGUGGCGGCCACUAUGGAGGCGGCGGAGGGGGUUACGGCGGCGGAGGCGGCUACGGCGGGGGCGGCCCGCCACGAGGAGGCGGCGGCGGCUACGGCGGCAACCGCUACGACUCGUCGCGAGACGCCGGAAGGAACUGGCGCGACCGCGAGCUGGGCGGCGCGCGCGGCGGCGCGACGCAUCUCGCGCGCAUCCACGGCACGGAGGAGGACAAGGUGAACUGCCCGUUCUACUUCAAGAUCGGCGCGUGCCGCCACGGCGACCGGUGCUCGCGCCAGCACCACAAGCCGCCCUUCUCGCAGACGAUGAUCGUGCAGCACAUGUACCAGAACCCGGCGUCGCAGAUCGCGGCGGCCGGCGGCGACCCGUCGCAGCUCGACCCGAAGAAGGUCCAGGAGGAGUUCGACGACUUCUACGAGGAGGUCUACGACGAGCUCGCCGGCUACGGCGAGAUCGAGGAGCUCAACGUCUGCGAGAACCUGGGCGACCACAUGGUCGGCAACGUCUACUGCAAGUUCGCGGACGAGGAGCACUCGGACGCGGCGCUCAAGGCGCUCUUCGGCCGCUUCUACGCGGGCCGGCCGCUCGUCUGCGAGUUCUCGCCCGUGACGGACUUCCGCGAGGCGCGCUGCCGCCAGUACGACGAGGCGGUGUGCACGCGCGGCGGCUACUGCAACUUCAUGCACAUUCGCACGCCGUCGCGCUCGUUGAGAAAGGACCUGGAGAAGCGCUACAAGAAGAAGUGGCGCAAGGCCCGCGAGAAGCGCGAGCGCCAGGAGCGCGGCGAGAGCGUGUCGUCGAGCGACGACGGCAAGGGCUCGCGCAGCCGCUCGCGGUCGCGCAGCCGCUCCCGCGACAAGGGCCAGGAGAAGGACCGCUCGCGCAGCCGCUCCCGCGACAAGGAUGACAAGGAAAAGGCGGAGAAGUAGGCCCGCGUAACACUACAGCAAACACUCGGCGCGACGGCGUAUGAGGGUUAAGCUCUCUAAGCAAAC